Messenger RNA from Dichomitus squalens LYAD-421 SS1, 2454 nucleotides. RefSeq lists its product as uncharacterized. The record is from RefSeq and is a predicted model, not a curated record. The transcript has 8 exons. NCBI's taxonomy places the organism in Eukaryota, Fungi, Basidiomycota, Agaricomycetes, Polyporales, Polyporaceae. The coding region runs from base 166 to 2106 and encodes 646 amino acids.
GUCCAGCUCCUCCUUUCCUCCAUCAACCAGUCCGCUCUUUUACCACCACAGCGCGCGCCAGGUCGGCCAGGUGUCGAGCACUCCUGUUCCCACUGCCAGCUUCGGUCUCGCCAGCCAGCCUAUAUAACUCAUCACGCUAUUGGCUUCGCCGACCGCUACCCAAUAAUGUACGACGGACUCUCAGGCCAGAAGAGGGGCCUUCUCUUCUUCGCUGCGGUCGUGAUCGUCUUUAUGCAAGGCGGUCUUUGGUCAGCCCGACGAAGGACUGUCGAUAACUUCCCGGACGAUGCCCUGGUCGCCUCCACUUCCCGCUAUCUCUCCUUUGCAUGGUCGAACUCGCGCCCGACGAUCAAGGAGCACCCAAUACCGGGGCUUAUGGCGGAGGCUGAAAAAGCCUUUCGCGAGAAGCUAUCACGACAGAGCAAGACUCUCGAGGACGCCGUCGCGGAGUACCAGAGGAGGUACGGCAGGAAGCCCCCACGCGGUUUCGAUGAUUGGUGGAGGUUCGCGCAGGAGAACGACGUGCUCAUGAUCGACGAGUACGACAAUAUCGACGAGGACCUCGCGCCGUUUUGGGAGAUCACCGGGGAGCAGCUUAGGUGGCGAGCAUCUGUCGCAGGUCAUUUGCCAUUCGUAGACGUGGUCCGCGUGCGGUCCGGAGAGGCCACAGCGGUGAACAUCCUCGACGGCGAGGAAAGCGAGGAUGUCAGCGCACGCGCGAAGGGCUUUUUGUCCGCUCUGAAGGGCUUCCAACAUAAAGUCUCCGCCCGGCUCCAGAGCGGCGUUUGUCACGCCCUGCGACUACCGGACCUAGAGUUCCCAAUUAAUGGCAUGGCAGAAAGUCGCGUGCUUGUCCCAUGGGAGCGUCGAAUACAGUCUAAUGCGACUCUGCAUUCCAACGUUGACGCGAUCAUCGAGGAGCUUAGUGGCACGCGUGACCCGGACUGGCGUGGUGAAGGUAACGUCUGGGAGGCGUUUAGGAGAACAUGCGAGCCUGGUACUGCUGCACGUCAGCUCUUCAGCUCCUUCCGUGCCCUCCAGUCCUCUGUGAACCAGACGAGCAGACUUACCGCUGCGAGCGACGACUUCACCUUCGCGUGGACCACGGCAGGCAACUACUCGUUCUGCAGCAACCCGUGGGCGCACUAUAACCAGGGGCAUUUCUUCUCCGACUGGCGAACCAUCGGUGCGGUCUUCCCAAUUUUCUCUCCCGCGAAGGCAUCAGGCUACCUCGAUAUCCGGAUACCAAGCCAUUACUACUACGCGCAGACGCGCAGGUACACGUACGGCUGGGACUCGGUUAAUCUGCAGCUGAAGGACGUAGACGACAUGGAGACCCCGUGGGAGGAGAAAAGUGACAAGAUAUUCUGGCGGGGGGCCUCGACCGGCGGCGGCAGCUCUCCCCCGGGUUUCGCGGCGCAGUACCAACGUCACAGAUUCGUUCGCCUAGCGAGCGACCAGUCUUCCGUUAACCGGACGAUCGUGUUCGCUGAUCCGCCGGGGUCCACCAACUAUAUCUACGCGGACGUGCAUGCAGGCGCGCUGAACAACGAGAUUAUGGACGUCGCGUUCGUCAAGGUCAUCGGGAGCGAAAACUACCCUGGGGGACAUGACGCAAUGGUGCGUUUCCACCGCAUCGACGACAAUGGAGUAAACCUCGGCGAUCACUGGAAGCACAAAUACAUCGUCGACCUGGACGGCAUGGGCUACUCGGGACGGUUCUUCUCAUUCAUGGAGUCGGACAGCGCGGUGCUCAAGGCAACGGUCUACCGCGAGUUCUUCUCGGAUUGGUUGCAACCCUGGCUGCACUACAUUCCGCUGUCGCAGUCGUAUGCUGAGAUUUACAACAUCCACGCGUUCUUUUCUGGGGCGACGGACGCCACCCUGCGUGCGGCGAACGCGACUGCGCUGACGCUGUCCGCAGAAUACCGCGCCACAAAGAGCGUGGACGGGGACCGUAGGCUAAGGCGCAUCGCACGUGCCGGGAAGCAGUGGAAACGGACCUUGGGGAGGAGAGUGGAUAUGGAAGCAUACAUUUACCGCCUGUGCUUGGAGUACGCCAGGCUGGCUUCGGAUGACCGGGACGCGAUGAGCUUCAGUAUCUGAGGCUUGACAGCCCCCCGUCUCGCUUGCCGUGGUCAUCUGCGCGGCGCCCGCCCAUGAUCCAUUCACAUGCCCCGUCCAAUCCACCACGCCUUUGGCCGCUGUCGUCGCCAGUCACCGAUUGUUUAUCGGACAUUUCUUCACGUCCAUCCCUUUUGAUGCACCUUUAAUGGUUCGGCUUGGUCUCCUGCUGUAACUGCUUCUGGUGGCCUUGCCGCGCGUGCUUCCGCCUCGCCUUAGGUUUGCCGAGUAGCUUUGGGUUUAUUGCUGGAUCCCAUCACACCGUAGAGUACUAUCCUAGGAAAGUGUACAAUAGCUGCAUGGCUGCGGGCCGUAUAUUUAGAACCUCCC